Chrysochloris asiatica (Cape golden mole) is the source of this 1962-nucleotide messenger RNA. RefSeq names its product ubiquilin-3-like. The transcript has a single exon. Gene Ontology annotation, cellular component: cytosol. The coding region runs from base 1 to 1962 and encodes 653 amino acids. Gene Ontology annotation, molecular function: polyubiquitin modification-dependent protein binding. Lineage: Eukaryota; Metazoa; Chordata; Mammalia; Afrosoricida; Chrysochloridae. The record is from RefSeq and is a predicted model, not a curated record. Gene Ontology annotation, biological process: ubiquitin-dependent protein catabolic process.
AUGGCCAAAAGUGGAGAGACCCUGCCACAGGGCAACCCAGCAGCAGCCCAGGACCCCCACCUCAUCAAGGUGACAGUGAAGACGCCCAAGGCUAAGGAGGAUUUCUCAGUUACAGACACAUGCACCAUCCAGCAGUUGAAGGAAGAGGUAUCCCAGCGCUUUAAAGCCCACCCUGAUCAGCUGGUCCUAAUCUUUGCUGGCAAGAUCCUCAAGGACCCUGAUUCUCUGGCACAGUGUGGAGUGCGAGAUGGCCUCACAGUGCACCUGGUCAUCAAGAUGCAGCGGCGGCCCAUGGGUACUCCGUGCCCAGUUGCUCCAGUCCCUGCCCCAGCCCCAAACCCUGGAUCACUUCCCCAGCCAAACUCCAUUUUCCCAUCAGACGGGCCUCCCACUUUCAGCUUAGGUACCCUCACAGGCCUCAAUGGGCUGGGCCUGGCCUCUGGUAGCUUCUCUGACCAGCCAAGCUCAUUUAUUUGGCAGCAUGUUUCCGUGCCUGAGUUUGUGGCUCAGAUCAUUGAUGAUCCUUUCAUCCAGGGUCUGCUGUCUAAUACGAGCCUGGUGCGGCAGCUGGUUCUUGACAAUCCCCACAUGCAACAGUUGAUCCAGCAAAACCCCGAGAUUGGGCAUAUUCUUAACAACCCUGAAAUCAUGCGGCAGACACUGGAGUUCCUGCGCAAUCCUGCCAUGAUGCAGGAAAUGAUGCGCAGCCAGGACCGGGCCCUCAGUAACCUGGAAAGCAUCCCUGGUGGCUAUAAUGUACUUCGUACCAUGUACACAGAUAUUAUGGACCCGAUGCUUAAUGCAGUCCAGGAGCAGUUUGGUGGCAACCCCUUUGCUACUGCCACUAAUGCUGAUACCACUGCCGGCAACAGUCAACCUUCAAGAACUGAGAACUGUGACCCUCUCCCCAACCCUUGGGCUUCCACAUAUGAAGGCUCAGGGGGUAGGCAAGGAAGGCAGCCUGGGGACCAGAAUGUAUCUGAAACUAGAAAUGGGGUCUCAAACUUUCCGGGUACUAUAGGGCUCUAUGACUAUCUUCAACAAUUAUCUGAGACUCCUCAGUCCAUUGGAACCUACCUGCAGGGAAAUACAUCCUCCCUCAGUCAGGAACCAUGCCCACCAGGAAACCGAGUCCUUCCAACUUCAUCCUCAUCUCAGGAACCUGGGUCAGGCCAGUCAGUCUCCAAAGAGUCAGUAGCCAUCAAAGGAAAUUCCUCUUGCAGAGCUUUCCUGGGAUAUUCCACAGAGAGCAGUACUGGGCAAAGUGGAGGCCAAGAUGGGGCAGGGAAGGGCUCCACUGGCCACAGUACCAAUAUGCCUGAUCUUGUCUCAGGGCUAGCAGAUUCUGCUGAAAGGGCCCCAUUAGUUCCUUCAUCAUCUUCCCCUAUGACAACCACCUCUGGAGUCCCUGAACCUACUUGGCUGCCACCACCAACUUAUUCAAGACCUUUAAGAACAGCUGACCUGAAUCAGGAUGCCCAGAUGCAGGAGGAGAUGCAUCAGCAACUUCCACUGAUGCUGCACCUUCAGGCAGCCGUGGCAAACCCCCGUGCCAUGAAUGCCCUCUUGCAGAUUGAGCAGGGUCUGCAAAUCCUGGCGACAGAAGAUCCGCGCCUCCUGAUCUGGUUCAUGCCUUGCCUAGCAGGACUGGGGAGUAUGACAGGAAGUAUAGGUCCAAGAGACGGUACUUGCAUGCCUGAGAAUCCUCCUCGAGCCCCAGCUCCAGAGGUUCCCCAAGAACAAGGCUCUACUGAGCUGAGCCUCCCUUCAACUCCCUUCCUCCGGAUGUUACAAGUUUUAGCUAGUACCAAUCACCAGCAGCUGCAUCCUGCGUCUCACUUCCAGGUGCAGCUGGAGCAAUUGCGGGCCAUGGGUUUUCUGAAUCCUGAAGAGAAUCUCCAGGCACUUAUUGCCACGGGGGGUGAUUUGGAGGCUGCUGUGGAGAGGCUCAGGCAGUUGUAA